This is a messenger RNA of Micromonas commoda, 1255 nucleotides long. RefSeq lists its product with no specific name. NCBI's taxonomy places the organism in Eukaryota, Viridiplantae, Chlorophyta, Mamiellophyceae, Mamiellales, Mamiellaceae. The record is from RefSeq and is a predicted model, not a curated record. The transcript is spliced from 2 exons. Bases 140 to 1018 code for a protein of 292 amino acids.
UCGUUCGCGCCCUGUCGACGCGUCACUUCUCGAGGCACUCCUCGCGAACAUUCUCCACAAAAACCGUCGUCGCACCUCCAAGGUCGUUCCGACACACCGCCCACCGCUUCCGACUCUCGCCAUUACUCAACCCAACGAAAUGUCUUGCUUCGUGUGCUGGACAUGCGUCCCCCAGGGCACCAUCCAGGUCAUCCAAGAGCGAGGCAAGUUCAAGAAGUUCGCCGAUCCGGGUUGCCACUGGGUGAUUCCGUGCCUCUGCCAGGACGUGGCGGGCGCGCUCUCCACCCGCGUCCAGGCCCUCGACGUCGCCGUCGAGACCAAGACCAAGGACAAUGUCUUCGUCACCAUCAUCGUGUCCACCCAGUACAUGGUCCUCCGCGAGUCCUCCCGCAUGUACGACGCCUUCUACAAGCUCACCGAUUCCAGGGAGCAGAUCCGAUCCUACAUCUUCGACGUCGUCCGCUCGACGGUGCCCAGGAUCAACCUCGACGACGUCUUCACCACCAAGGAAGAGAUCGCCAUCGAGGUCAAGAACAUGCUCGAGAAGGCCAUGACCGAGUUCGGCUACACCAUCAUCCAGACCCUCGUCACCGACAUCGCGCCCGAUCACAAGGUGAAGACGGCGAUGAAUGAGAUCAACGCCGCGCAGCGAGCCCGCGUCGCCGCGCAGGACCGCGCCGAGGCUGAGAAGAUCAUGGUCGUCAAGGCGGCGGAGGCGGACGCGGAGGCCAAGUACCUGGCGGGUACCGGUAUCGCGCGUCAGAGGCAGGCCAUCAUCAACGGCUUGAGGGAGAGCGUGGUGCACUUCCAGCAGGACAUCACCGACAUCACCUCCAAGGACGUCAUGGAGAUGAUGAUGAUGACCCAGUAUUUCGACACCAUGCAGCACAUCGGUUCCUCCGCCGGUAACAGCACGAUCUUCGUGCCGUCCGGCCCCGGCGCGGUCGCGGACGCCGCCACCGCGGUCCGCACCGGAAUCAUGCAGGGUAACCUCGCGUCGGCGGCGGCCACCCGGUAAACUCACGCGACGGACGAGGACGACCAGUCGCACGCAUAACACUUACGAUGGGGGCGAAAGUCACCGUCGCGGCGGUGCACACGCGCAGCGAAAGACGUAGAGCGCGCCGACUCGUCAUCGGCCCACGGUAGAUAGACAUUGUUCAUUUGAUUGAUAAAUAAGAGCGACCGUGCAUUCACGAGACCGAGGCUUGGCCCUCCUCGAAUCGUUCGGACGUCGCGAAUGAAUGCUCACCUU